Messenger RNA from Sorex fumeus (smoky shrew), 1617 nucleotides. It is a transcript of the gene IKZF3, whose product is annotated as IKAROS family zinc finger 3. The record is from RefSeq and is a predicted model, not a curated record. Gene Ontology annotation, biological process: regulation of transcription by RNA polymerase II. The coding region runs from base 92 to 1612 and encodes 506 amino acids. NCBI's taxonomy places the organism in Eukaryota, Metazoa, Chordata, Mammalia, Eulipotyphla, Soricidae. Gene Ontology annotation, cellular component: nucleus. Gene Ontology annotation, molecular function: RNA polymerase II cis-regulatory region sequence-specific DNA binding; DNA-binding transcription factor activity. The transcript is spliced from 8 exons.
UCCCGCCUGCUGCGCGCCGCGCGGGCCCACGGCUGGAGCACGUGGAGCGUCGGGGCAGCAGAGAGGCGGCUCCAGCGCAGCCGGCGGAGACAUGGAAGAUAUAAAGCCAAGUGUGGAACUGAAAAGCACUCAGGAGCCGCCUGCGCCCACAGAAGGUCCAGUGGUUUCAAAUGACUAUGAUUUAACUAAACCUCAUGAAACAGAAAAUGUGGAUGGUGCAGAAGGGCCAGCCAAUGAGGAUGAAGUCAUGGGAGACAAUUCGAUGAAAGUGAAAGAUGAAUACAGCGAAAGGGACGAGAAUGUUUUAAAGCCAGAGCCCAUGGGAAAUGCAGAAGAGCCUGAAAUUCCCUAUAGCUAUGCAAGAGAAUAUAACGACUAUGACAACAUUAAGCUGGAGAGGCACAUGGUGGCCUAUGAGGGCAGCAGGCCGGCCAGUGGGAAGAUGAAUUGUGACGUGUGUGGGUUAUCCUGCAUCAGCUUCAACGUCCUCAUGGUGCACAAGCGGAGCCACACGGGUGAACGCCCAUUCCAGUGUAAUCAGUGUGGGGCAUCUUUUACUCAGAAAGGUAACCUCCUCCGCCACAUUAAACUGCACACAGGGGAAAAGCCUUUCAAGUGUCACCUCUGCAAUUACGCCUGCCAGAGAAGAGAUGCACUCACGGGUCACCUGAGGACACAUUCUGUGGAGAAACCCUAUAAGUGUGAGUUUUGCGGAAGGAGUUACAAGCAGAGGAGUUCCCUUGAGGAGCACAAGGAGCGCUGCCGGACGCUCCUCCAGAACGACCUGGGGGAGACGGCAAGUGCGGAGGCAAGACACAUCAAAGCAGAGAUGGGAAGUGAAAGAGCUCUCGUCCUGGACAGAUUAGCAAGCAAUGUGGCCAAGCGAAAAAGCUCAAUGCCUCAAAAAUUCAUUGGUGAGAAGCGCCCCUGCUUUGACUACAACUCCAGCUACGCAUACGAGAAGGAGAGUGACCUCAUCCAGACACGAAUGAUGGACCAGGCCAUCAACAGCGCCAUCAGCUACCUGGGGGCCGAAGCCCUGCGCCCCCUCGUCCAAACCCCUCCUGCCGCCACCCCUGAGAUGGUGCCCGUUAUCAGCAGCAUGUACCCGCUGGCCCUCACCCAGGCCGAGAUGCCUAAUGGCACCCCCCAGGAGCUGGAGAAGAAGAACAUCCACCUGACAGAGAAGAGCCUGACUUCCGAGCGAGGCCCCUCCCCCAACCACAGUGGCCACGACUCCACGGACACCGACAGCAACCACGAAGAGCGCCCGCACCCCCUCUACCAGCACAGCCCCAUGGUCCCAGCCAGGGCGCGCAACGGCAUGGCCCUGCUGAAGGAGGCCCCCCGCUCCUAUGAACUCCUCAAGCCCCCACCCGUCUGCCCCAGAGACCCCAUCAGAGUGAUCAACAAAGAGGGCGAGGUGCUGGAUGUGUACCGCUGUGACCACUGCCGCGUCCUCUUCCUGGAUUGCGUCAUGUUCACCAUCCACAUGGGCUGCCACGGCUUCCGUGACCCCUUUGAGUGUAAUAUCUGUGGCUACCGGAGCCAUGAUCGCUACGAGUUCUCCUCUCACAUCACCAGAGGGGAGCACCGAGCCGCAAUGAAGUGAAUGGA